This is a messenger RNA of Symbiodinium necroappetens, 1608 nucleotides long. Lineage: Eukaryota; Dinophyceae; Suessiales; Symbiodiniaceae. The record is from the annotation of a GenBank genome assembly.
GCAGCAGCUUUGGUCCCAGCGUGCAUCGAAGUCCUAGAGCCUGCGAAGACCAUGACGAAGGCUUUGCAGACGUUGGCGGAGCUCCGCGUCUUGCUGGGCCGUAAAGACUUCCACCCAUUCCCAAGCGAUAGAGAUGAGACCACGAGAAGCUUUGAUCAUCUAAAAACGAUAUUGAUGUCUGCUUUGGAGGUUUUUGGCUGGACUUUUGAGAGAGGAUAUGGAUGGGUGCGAGGAAAGGACCUCCUGCCUCCUGGGAUUAGCGAGGACGUCGUUUGCAAGCGGUGUCGCGACCUUGUUUAUGCACUAAACGGGUUUGGCGGGUUUGGCUCCCUUGAGCCGAAGCGGCUUCAGAAGCAGCUGCAGGAACUUUGUGAAUUCAUCGACUCCAGGUUGUCAUGGGCUUCACCGAAGGCUGCUCAGCCCGACUUUCAUCACGAGCUGGAGGGCUUGCGACAGGAGAUUCAGGAGUUGCGGAAGGAAUUCGCACCAGCCUCAGUGGCAAAAGAUACAGCAACCAAGCUAGAUGCGCUGCGACAGGAGACCCACGAUUUGCGGAAUGACUUCGCUCCAACCUCUAUGGUAACAGAUAUGUUGGCCGAGCUAGAUUUGCUGCGGGAUUUGAAGCAGCACGUCAUUCAGCUCUCCGUCAGGGUCGACCAGCUGCAACAUUGGGAUGGCAGGUGCCAGGUACGCGAGCAUGUGGAUGCGCAUGCCAGCAUCAGUGGCAGCGCAGAAUCAAGGAUUGACUGUGUUGUUGACCUCGCUGAGAGAUGCCGUCAGCUUGAAGAAAUCCGAAGCACUUUCGUCAAAAUUGCGGCUGAGACGAUGGAGGCCCAGCAGCAGGUGUUUGACAGCCUUCGGCGAGAGCAGUCGUGCCUGAUGCAACAUGUCACCAAAGGAAAGGAGGAUGCCAGCAGCACGGUGAAUCUACACGGCGGCAAAUUUCAGCAGGGCUUGGCAGAAGGGCAACUUAAGCCUUGGACCGUUGUGCCCGUGGCUGCCGCACGCAGCAGCGACAGUGUCAGCGAAGCAUCCUGGGUUUUUCCUAGCUGUGGUGGCUCAGAUACACAGGGAAGAAGCAGUGUCAGGAGUGGAAUCUCCGUCGAGACUUCUAACAGCAACUGCUUCAUGCACGACGCCGCUUUCAAGUCUGAGACUGGUGCAUCGUUGCCUGGGAGUGCCUUGCACAAGGGCUCGAGAGUUCUGGCUGCAGACGCUUCCGUCUUGGAGGUGGCGAAGGAUCCGGAGGAUCAUGAAGCCAGGGCCACAGUGGUCCUGAAAGCUGGUGCUGCUGAGUUGGAGGUCACUCUGGACCACAGGGUUCUCCUGUCCGACAACCGCAUGGUGAGAGCCCAAGACCUCCGCAUUGGGGACGAAGUCCUUGUCGGCGGUCUUGGUCCUGCAAGGCUUGAGCACGUGGAGGUGAAAUUCGAGCCCGUGAUGGUGCGGAAGAUCGUUUUCGAGCCAGACUUGCCUGUUGAGGUCUUGAAGCUCUCGAUUUUGAGCCACGGGCAGAAAACGAGCAAGAAGAUUCGGCGUGGUGGGCGGAGCCGCAGAGGAAGCGACCGUCAGGAGAUUCCGGACACCGAGGGCUACCUCACCGACUGA